This is a messenger RNA of Acomys russatus (golden spiny mouse), 804 nucleotides long. It is a transcript of the gene Psmb3, whose product is annotated as proteasome 20S subunit beta 3. Lineage: Eukaryota; Metazoa; Chordata; Mammalia; Rodentia; Muridae. The coding region runs from base 134 to 751 and encodes 205 amino acids. The transcript has 6 exons. Gene Ontology annotation, cellular component: proteasome core complex; proteasome core complex, beta-subunit complex. Gene Ontology annotation, biological process: proteasome-mediated ubiquitin-dependent protein catabolic process. The record is from RefSeq and is a predicted model, not a curated record.
GAAAGCUGCAUUGGUCAAGCCAAGUAGACCCUCCAGCCAAUGGGGAGGACUGGGCGACGGCGUUGGCCCAGAGAAAGCCUGAGCCGGCUGGCAAGCACCGCAGAGGCGAUAGGAGACCUGCUACAUCGCAAUCAUGUCUAUUAUGUCCUAUAAUGGAGGGGCCGUCAUGGCUAUGAAAGGAAAGAACUGUGUGGCCAUCGCUGCAGACAGGCGUUUCGGGAUCCAGGCCCAGAUGGUGACCACGGACUUCCAGAAGAUCUUUCCCAUGGGUGACAGGCUCUACAUAGGCCUGGCCGGGCUGGCCACCGACGUCCAGACAGUCGCCCAGCGCCUCAAGUUUCGGCUGAACCUUUACGAGCUGAAGGAAGGUCGGCAGAUCAAGCCUUACACCCUCAUGAGCAUGGUGGCCAACCUCUUGUAUGAGAAACGGUUUGGUCCCUACUACACCGAGCCCGUCAUUGCUGGGCUGGACCCGAAGACCUUUAAGCCCUUCAUUUGCUCUCUUGACCUCAUUGGCUGCCCCAUGGUGACUGAUGACUUUGUAGUCAGUGGUACCUGCUCCGAACAAAUGUACGGGAUGUGUGAGUCUCUCUGGGAGCCCAACAUGGAUCCAGAACACCUGUUUGAAACCAUUUCCCAGGCCAUGCUGAAUGCUGUGGACCGGGAUGCCGUAUCAGGCAUGGGUGUCAUUGUCCACAUCAUUGAAAAAGACAAGAUCACCACCAGGACACUGAAGGCCCGGAUGGACUAACCCAGUUUUCCUUUUGUUGUUUUUCUUUUUAAUAAAAUCGCCUCUUUCACUCC